Messenger RNA from Drosophila navojoa, 1425 nucleotides. Its product is annotated as p21-activated protein kinase-interacting protein 1-like. Gene Ontology annotation, molecular function: protein binding. NCBI's taxonomy places the organism in Eukaryota, Metazoa, Arthropoda, Insecta, Diptera, Drosophilidae. The record is from RefSeq and is a predicted model, not a curated record.
AUGGUGCCGGCUAUUGAAAUAAUUGUUGGUACCUACACCGAAUAUCUAUUGGGCUAUCAGCUAUGCGAGAGCCGCGACAAAAACGGUGAUAAAAAGAUACAAUUGAAACCAACGUUUGCGGACAGAUCUCAUGAUGGAUCGAUUAAAUCCCUGGCUGUGCACAAGCAUUGGAUCGCUACCGGAGGCAUCGAUGAUCGCAUCUUCAUCUAUGACAUGCGUCUACGGAAACAAGCCCACGUCCUCAACGCGCACAAGGGAGUUGUCAACACGCUGGUAUUCUCGUCAGAUUCGACACAUUUAAUGUCGGGUGGAGUCGACGGACAUAUGAUUGCCACACGCCUAGCCAACUGGUCCACGGAGGGCGACUGGCCCAGGCCCCACAAUGGGAAAGCAGUUACACAUAUCGCCUGCCAUCCCAGUAGCCGGAUGUGCCUGUCUCUGGGUGCCGAUCAAGUCCUCAACACAUGGAACUUGGUAAAGGGCCGCAUCGCAUACAGAACUAAUCUGAAGAGCAAGCGUACUCUGGGCAACACUCCUGAUUGCCUAACCUGGUCGCCAGAGGGCAAUUUCUUCACCAUCGCAGGCCCACUCACAGUGGAGAUUUGGAGUAUUCAAACGGCUAGCGUGAUGAAGCAAAUCUCGCUGGCAUCGAAGCCCAUCUGUGUCGCCUGGCUUGAAGAGCAGAGCUGCGUGGUGGGUCUGGAGAAUGGUUGCAUUGCCUGGAUAAGCGUGUGUGAAGAAAAAGACACUGCGUCCAAGAUGAUAAAGAUGCACGACAAUCGUGUUAAGGGGGUUGGCUUCAUGCAUGACACCCUGGUGACCAUAUCCAGCAUGGGCGAGAUUAAGGCUUGGAAAUGCGAUGUGUAUAAUAAGCGCGUCUCACUGCUCGCAUGCACGAACAUCGACUGUCGUCCCACCUGUCUUUCACUUCUGGAUAGCUCGCAGUUCGACAAGUCACAGGAGAGUACGCCAACUCAGUCGAUCGGCAAACAGCAGACAGCCAGGCUUGCCGCUCGCAUUGAGGCACUGGAGUCGCAAAAGCCACGCAGCUAUGUCGCCAUUGAAUAUGACGAGAAUGACAAUGAAAACAAUGAAAACGAUGAAAACAAUGAAGACGAUGAAGACGAUGAAAGCGAAUACGUUUCGAGCGACCCCGAGAGCGAGCCAUCUGAUAGCGACGAGACUUACGAAAACGAUGAGGACUCCGAGCUGGACGAGGACGAGGACGAGCCAGAAAGAAAAACUUCAAAGAAGCAGUCCCAAGCAAAGCUCAAAAAAGGUUCGCCAACGAAACGCAAACAAGCUGCGCCUAAACAGACAAACUCAAAGCGUGCGAAAAAUUAAAAAUAAAUGUUGCGCACAACACAUUCACACUUAAAUUUAAUCGAGCUAAAUUAGCUCAAACCGUAUUUGUAAAACAAACAA